Pleuronectes platessa (European plaice) is the source of this 1735-nucleotide messenger RNA. RefSeq lists its product as uncharacterized. The coding region runs from base 572 to 1264 and encodes 230 amino acids. Lineage: Eukaryota; Metazoa; Chordata; Actinopteri; Pleuronectiformes; Pleuronectidae. The transcript is spliced from 5 exons. The record is from RefSeq and is a predicted model, not a curated record.
CAUAGAUAUUAGUUCCAUAAAUGUGCCAGAUCUUUUUCCUUCAAGAUUGCUCCCUUGGAAAAUGGUGAAAGUGUUGAAAAACGUAGAAUCUCAAAAUGUUACAGGAAGAUCCAAAUAUAAUGGCUUCUUCUCUGACUCAAACCAAAUUGUUCCACCAAGUUCCAUGCAACUCUGUUGGGUUGUUAUUGUGUUAUUUUCCUUUCAAACAAACAGACAGGGGUGAAAACAUGACCUCUGACCUCGGCAGAGGUAACAAUGGCAGACACAUCGAUGGAUUGCUUUCAAAUGACUUUACUCAUCCCUGAUUGGUUGUCCAAACUUUCUGACUAUGCCAAACACAUCUCUGUUUUUGUGUUGUUUCUGACAUUUUGUCAAGAUAUGUGGCUAUUUCAGUUAUGUCCAUUACAGAUUGACCAAUCGUCAAACCAGGAUACGUCUGAAAAGCCUCAAUCGCAGACUGUUUCUGUUGCUUCUCUCAUCUUCUCUCCCCUUUCCCCCCAAUUUCUCUCUGUCAACCUCUGUCCUAGAGUUGCCCCCUCCCUCGCUCUCUCUGACUCCUGACACCAGACAGAUGUUCAGUGGGGAGUGUUUCACUCUGCAGUGCCUCACAUCUCAGACUAACUCCUCAGGGUGGAAGCUGGUGCAUUUCUCUCCUGACCUAAAAGCAGGGACCUCAAACCUCACCGUUCACUAUUCAACGCCAGGAGAUGGCGACAUCAUUCUGAAGACCCAAGCCUCCCCUGUGUUUACGGAUGACGAUGUCACCUUGUGUUGUCAGCAUCAGAGCGGCAAACACAAACAAACCAGCUUCUUUAAAAACGGAGCAUUGAUUGACUCUAACAGUUCGUCCGGUUCAGACCGAGUCAUAAAGAUGACUCUUAAGAAUGUGACACGGGAAGAUGAAGGCUUCUACAGGUGUGCGUCCCACGACAGACAGCUGCAGAGUCCAGAGAGCUGGUUAUCAGUGAGACCGGACAGAGGAAACUUCACAUCAGAGGAGACUCCAGCCUCCACUGGUUCCUGGAAAUGGAUCAUUGCUUCAUGUGGGGUUCUACUUCUGAUCGUCAUUCCUUUGACUGUUUGGCUCGUUUGUCACUACAGGUACCAGAAGUUCUGCACUUGGAGCUGCUGGCCUGUUUCCAAACAGGAAGUUCCAGCAGGGGUGCUUCCUGCCACCAAGUUGGAUGUGACGGAGGUGCAGUGGGACCUGUCCUGGAUGGAGAUGUCCAACCAGUUGGAAAAGGAUUCUUAUUGUGGCACUUAAAGGGAAACGCUCUUCUGAAGCCCAGAGAAAGUAUUAACUAUUGGGUCAAACCUAUGAGAAAGCUCAGUCAGUGCUGCAAUUUGUAGUAUUUCAUGGUCACAUGUCAAAAUAGUGCUGCCUGAUAUAUUUUUGAAUUGAAUUAAAUGAGAUGUUUAGGAUUUAUAAGGAUGACUACAUUUGCUGAUGGUGCAGAUUUGAUAGCUUCCAAUACAAAUGUUAUUGUUUCAGUUGUCACAUUUGUCAAUGUCAAUACUUUUGCACAUUUAAACGUCUCUCCUUUGAGUACAUUUUGAAACUAAGAAUCGUAUUUGUUAUAUCUUAUUAUCUAAUCAUUAAUAUAAUUGACUGUUCUAAAUCAUUUUACAUGUAUCAUUUCUCCUGUGUUUGUUCGAGGUUCCAUGUUGUUUGCUCCCUUUGAAUCGUUAUUUGCUAUUUCUUGUCGUCUGAAGUUAUAAAAGUCAUGGAGAUCGU